GUGUGUCGCUUGUGCAAUAAAAAACUGACUGAAGUCAGCCUUGUUUGUUUUGUUGUUAGAGGAAUUGGAUUUCCAUCUCAGUCAGUUAAGCCACCAGUCAUAAUAAAGGGAGGUCUCUCAAGAAACUGAAGCCUACUUGAAUAAGUCACUCAUUGUGCUCCUGCCUGCUAUAAAAAGACUGAGAUGCAGCAUGUGAUCUGUUUGCAGUGAUCUGUGUUAGUUUGAGCUAAUUUCUCCCUGUUUGGAUGUGUGUGUACUUUACUCAGCUCCUCACCAAAGAGCCGGUGGAACCAGGAAGUCCAGAGACCUACGGUGACUUUGACUACCAGUCUAGGAAGUACUAUUUCCUCAGUGAGGAGGUUGACGAGCAGGAAAACAUGUCCCAGCACUGUCGAGACCUUCAGCACCAGCUGGCCGCGGUCCAGGAGGAGCGGUCAGCCCUGCAGGCUGAGGCCCAGUCUCUGAAGGAGCGGCUGAGGAGCUGCGACCCCCAGGACUCUUCCAGCCCCAUCACCAACAAGAAGCUCCUGCUCCUCCAGAGCCAGAUGGAGCAGCUGCAGGAGGAGAACUACAGGCUUGAGAACAGCAGGGAUGACAUGCGCGUGCGAUCAGACAUACUGGAGCGCGAGGUUGUGGAGCUGCAACACCGCAACGAGGAUCUCACCAGCCUCGCCCAGGAGGCGCAAACACUCAAGGACGAGAUGGACAUCCUCAGGCACUCAUCAGACCGCGUGAGCCGGCUGGAGGCGCUGGUGGACACCUACAAGCGUAAGCUGGAGGACCUGGGCGACCUGCGGCGACAGGUGCGGCUCCUGGAGGAGCGCAACACCGUCUACAUGCAGCGCACCUGCGAGCUGGAGGAGGAGCUGCGCAGGGCCAACGUUGUCCGCAGCCAGCUGGACACUUACCAAAGACAGGUCCAUGAGCUCCACACCAAGCACUCAGCUGAGGCUGUGAAGGCAGAGAAAUGGCAGUUUGAGUACAACAACCUCCACGACAAGUAUGACUCCCUGAGCAAGGAGAAAGAGCGGCUGAUCUCCGAGAGGGACACCCUUCGGGAGACCAACGACGAGCUCAGGUGUGCACAGGUGCAGCAGAAGUGCCUUAGCCUAGCAGAUGGCUUGUGUGCAGGCGCCAGCCCCGUGGCAAACCUAGCCGCGGAAAUCAUGCCCACAGAAUUUAAGGAGACGGUGGGGCGGCUGCAGAAUGAGAAUAAGAUGCUCUGCGUCCAGGAGGAGAGCUUCCGGCAGCAGCUGACAGAGGUGCAGGGUCAUCUGGAGGAGUCACAGCGCACCAACAACACACUGGAGACCCAGAACAGGUUAAACCAGCAGCAGAUCAGCGAGCUGCGCUGUCAGGUGGAAGAGCUGCAAAAGGCGCUGCAGGAGCAGGGCAGCAAGACGGAAGAUGCCAUUUCCUCGUUACUCAAGAAGAAGCUGGAGGAGCACUUGGAGAAACUCCAUGAAGCUCACUCUGACCUGCAGAAGAAGCGGGAGGUCAUAGACGACCUCGAGCCUAGUGUGGACAGCAACAUGGCGAAGAAGAUCGAUGAGUUGCAGGAGGUCCUGAGGAAGAAGGACGAAGACAUGAAGAUGAUGGAGGGCCGUUACAAGCGUUACGUGGAGAAGGCCAGGACGGUGAUACAGACUCUGGAUCCCAAACAGAAGCCUCACACCGCACCUCCUGAGGUGCAGGCCUUGAAGAACCAGCUGAGUGAGAAGGAACGCAAGAUCCAGUACCUGGAGCACGAUUAUGAGAAAUCCAAAUCCAGACAUGAUCAGGAGGAGAAACUCAUCAUCAGCGCCUGGUACAACAUGGGCAUGGCCCUCCAUCAGAAGGUAGCUGGGGAGCGUAGUGGGCCUCCUGGACAGGCCCAGUCCUUCCUGGCCCAGCAGAGGCAGAGCACCCAGGUCCGAAGGGGUCUCGCCAACCGUCUGCAGCCCAGAUAAGACCCAUCCCAUGUGCGCUAGACCUGAAGAGAUUCCUUCAGUUAAAAAGUGAAAUGGGGGGGGGAGAGAGAGAGAGAGAGAGAGAGAGAGAAUGAAAGGGGAAAUGGGUGAGGCUACGUGCUUUUGGUGUCCCCUGCACUCAUCCUCCAGUGCUCCGAUGACCUCCCCUGGCCUCUUCAAGACUGCUGCUGCCCCCUGCUGGCGACUGCUGGUGGUGGCUCUUUUAUUUGUUUUUAACCGAGCUGUGAUUACAAGACACUACAGUGUUCCCACAAGUGUUUUUGCUGUGGAUCUGACCGAGAGAGGCAGCUGUGCAGUUUUAUGUAGUGUUUGCACAGGGAGCAGACCCAGAAAGGAUCUUCCUUUCUUCUCUACCAUACCGUACAAGCCCUACCAUGCUGCCUUUUUUUUUUCUUUUUUUUCCCCAUUAGAUACUCUGAGUUUUUAAUUGUAAUCUUAUUUUAAUGGAAUAUUUAUCAUGAAAUACCCUCGGCUUGAGGAAUUGGAAACAGGGUUUAGUUUAACGCUAUAGUUCAGUUGGUCCCAUCUCCCAUUUGCACACUCACAAUGUCUGAAAUGAAUCACUUUAUAUAAACACUACAUAAGGACAUUAGUCCCUAUUCAACCAAUGAACUUUAUGGGUGUGGGGUUAAAUGAGUCGUUUUUGUUCCUUAUAUUAAGUCUUAUUGUUUCUGGUGUGAUUUCUUACUUCCCAAUAACCUUUUAGUUGAUGUUUUUUCAGUUAAGUAGUCACCUUCAGUGAAUGGAAUAGAAUUGCAUAGAAAUUAUUUGUGAUUUUUGAUUCAUGGUCCCUUACUUUUUUUCUUUUUGUGGUUUGUUUGUCUUUAUGAACUGUACUCAUUUAACGUCAUUACCAGGAUAGAAGAAAUUAGCACUUUUUUUUUCCAUUCACUUAGAAUGGCUCUCGUGUGCCUCUGAAGACAUUUGAGCACAAUCCCCACCCAAACAUACCUUGGAUUAUUCAAAUCGGCACUUUUGGUAUAUAAAUAUUCGUUAUUACAUUUUAAGUUAAUAUAGGCUUAUAAAGAAGGCUAUUCCAAUAGGCAGCUCACUUAAUAUACAUCUAAUAUUGCAUCCUAUUACCUCUUUCCAAAACAGUAUCAAUCAUGGCUGGACUUAUUCUGACUGUACACCAUGGAAAGUAUUUUAAAAACAAAGAAAUGGGGAUUAAUGCAUUUCACGUGCCCUUAGGCCUUACCCUCCUCUCUGAUGUCAGUUUUGACGUUGUAAACUUCCAAAAUGAAAAGACUGAUAAACCUUUUAUUUUAUCUAACUGCAUAAUCUGAUGCUCACCAAGCAAUAGACGUCAAAGGGUCACGCUUUGAUACGGGAAAUCUUUUUCUGACUUUUUCUUUCAUAUUCUUUUUUUCCCCUUUGAUCUCUGUCUAUAGUGAGUCUUUUUGAUCAUGUUGUCUGUUACCCUUUGGAGAAUAUCUACCAAAGUCUAAAGCUUUAGGAUGAUUCAAAGUCCACAAUUGCUUCAGUUUCUCCUCCUAUUUCUUUUUAAAUACUUUAUCAAAUCAGUGGCACUUUAAUUAUUUUGAACAGUUGGCCUCUUGGCUUUUUAAUCUCAAGAGCGUUUUCCUGUUUCGUGUCAGGACAACCUUGACUGGUACCAAGACUUCUGUAAUGAAUGUCAGACUGGGCACCCUACUACUAUGUGCGUACACCUGCUGUAUAUUGUACCAUGUUUUGUGUUUGUUUGGUAUGUGGUACAUUUCUCAAUGCUGUUUUGGUCCUACACUAGGACACUCAUCUCUUGUCUGUCACGUGUUGGAUUUAAGGUGGUAAUGUAUAAUGUGUUUUGUUUUGUGCCUGUGUAUAUUUUCUUUUAGUCUUUCAUUACUACACAUUUAUGUGAGAACAAAUGAAGGAGUCUAGCACAAGUAGUAAACACUGUUGGUCUGUUUCUGUGUUUUGCACUACAAAUAAAAUGUGUAUGUGUACCAGG
This is a messenger RNA of Clupea harengus (Atlantic herring), 3921 nucleotides long. It is a transcript of the gene hook2, whose product is annotated as protein Hook homolog 2-like. Gene Ontology annotation, molecular function: microtubule binding; dynein light intermediate chain binding. The record is from RefSeq and is a predicted model, not a curated record. Gene Ontology annotation, biological process: cytoskeleton-dependent intracellular transport; cytoplasmic microtubule organization. Bases 246 to 1949 code for a protein of 567 amino acids. NCBI's taxonomy places the organism in Eukaryota, Metazoa, Chordata, Actinopteri, Clupeiformes, Clupeidae. The transcript has 17 exons. Gene Ontology annotation, cellular component: cytoplasm; centrosome.